CUUUCCGUCUGUUGCUUUCAUCGCUCUUCCCACUUCUUGAUCGCCCUCAUUCUCCUCCAAGACCAACUGUUUCUUGCUCCUUCAUUCUUCUUUACAGCUCAAAAUGGCUCGUUUUGUCGCUCAGGUUCUUGUUAUGGGAACUCAGGUCGUCGGCAAGGCCUUCAUGGAGGCCUACCGCCAGGCUGCAGCCAAUGCGGCCAAAAAUGGAGGGCAGCAUGCAGCCAAGAGCGGAAGUAAUGCCAGUGGUGGAUCCAAAGCCGCGGCGGCGGAUGCGCUCACACGCAAGGCUGGCAUGACCGUUGACGAGGCCAUGAACAUCCUGAAUAUCACUAAGGAUGCUGAACUCUCUAAGAUCAUCAAGAACUACGAGCAUUUGUACAAAGUGAAUGACAAGUCCGUCAACGGCUCGUUUUACUUGCAGUCAAAAGUCGUCCGGGCCAAGGAGCGUCUGGAAAUGGAAUGGGCUGCACAGGGUAAUCCCAUGAAAAUUCAGUCCGAGGCUGCAGCAGCAGAAGCAGAGGCAGCAGCGACAUCGGGAGCAGGAACAGGAACAUCAGAAGCAAUAGGCUCAAAAUCAUCACAUCCACCCAAUGGAGACAAGCAGGUGUGAACAGACGACGACGUAGUUGGUUCGGGAACGCCUCGCACGACCAUACGCAGCUGCAUUCACAUCAUCGACUUCACAGUAAUUAUAUAGUCGCCCUUGGAGCGGAAUAGAAUCGAUUUCCAUCUGAAUACUGAUGCAGGGCGCAAGGUGCAAGGAAAGAAUGUCAAAAAGGAACAGAGAGCUUCAGCGAGUGCAGGGCAUAUCGCUUUUUCGCUUUUUUUGUUUUUUUUUGUUUUGUACAUGCGCACAACGUGUCGAUAUCGUUAUAGAUUAUUCUUGAGAGGACAAAGAGAACCAAGUAUAUGUCGCAUUGCUUUUGCAAUGGCACGAUUGAAACAUAAACGAUAUUAAGAGAGUAUGUGAAGGUCAAAUGAAGGGGUGUCUUUUUUAUUUCGGCCACGGACAAUUUAACAAAAAAAAAGGAUAGCGCGAG
This is a messenger RNA of Gamsiella multidivaricata, 1040 nucleotides long. Its product is annotated as Pam16-domain-containing protein. Gene Ontology annotation, cellular component: TIM23 mitochondrial import inner membrane translocase complex. Gene Ontology annotation, biological process: protein import into mitochondrial matrix. The transcript is spliced from 4 exons. Lineage: Eukaryota; Fungi; Mortierellomycota; Mortierellomycetes; Mortierellales; Mortierellaceae. Bases 104 to 610 code for a protein of 168 amino acids. The record is from RefSeq and is a predicted model, not a curated record.